This is a messenger RNA of Ophidiomyces ophidiicola, 573 nucleotides long. RefSeq lists its product as uncharacterized. The coding region runs from base 1 to 573 and encodes 190 amino acids. Lineage: Eukaryota; Fungi; Ascomycota; Eurotiomycetes; Onygenales; Onygenaceae. The record is from RefSeq and is a predicted model, not a curated record. The transcript is spliced from 3 exons.
AUGUCUGCCCCCUCUUGCCAUGACACAUCUUCACUCUCAGAUGCAGAAUCAUUUGAAUCUGAUGAAGUUUUGCCUCAUUGUGAUGUUCUAAUGUCAGACUCUGAUGAAAAUCUUUGGAUUACAGCCACACCAUCUGAUUAUAUCCCACUUCAAAAUCACAGACCAACAGGAGGCUCUUCCAACUUGCUGGUAUCAAGUAGUUAUGAUACCACUCACUGCUCUCUUGAUUAUCUGGCCAGCUUAACCAGACACCCUGCAUCUGAUAAUGGUAUCAAUCCAACUCUGCUGAGUGAUACACUCACCAAUCAAUCUGAGUCUGAAUCAAAUAUUCAGCCAAACACUGGGGAUGACAAUCUGUUUUGUGAGAAUUCUGCUGGUGCUGCUCAGGAUCAACUCCUCACUGAUUAUCUGAUCAAUGAUGUUUCAGACAUACUUGAUCAUGACACUGCUUCUGCUUCUUCUGGUGUGGAUAAACAACAUGGACCUGGUGAGGAACAGGCCAAUACUUACAAAAGAUCCAUAAACACAGAACAAGCUGUUGAUAUUCAGCCAACAACAUCAUUCUCUAAUUGA